Messenger RNA from Hordeum vulgare subsp. vulgare (domesticated barley), 951 nucleotides. RefSeq names its product putative cysteine-rich receptor-like protein kinase 31. Gene Ontology annotation, molecular function: protein kinase activity; ATP binding. Bases 1 to 951 code for a protein of 316 amino acids. NCBI's taxonomy places the organism in Eukaryota, Viridiplantae, Streptophyta, Magnoliopsida, Poales, Poaceae. The record is from RefSeq and is a predicted model, not a curated record. Gene Ontology annotation, biological process: protein phosphorylation. The transcript has 6 exons.
AUGGAUCUCCAACCUAAUAGGAGUUUUACUAAAAAUGACCUGGAGUCCGUGCUACUUGAUGAAGCUGCAGAGCCCAUGGCCCUUCCGUUCUCACUUCUGGAAAAUAUCACAAACAAUUUCUCUUAUAAGCAGGAGAUUGGUAGAGGUGGGUUUGCGGUGGUUUAUAUGGGAAUGCUUGAGAAUAGGGCAGUAGCUGUAAAGAGGUUAUCCCAUACUUAUAAGUAUGAGAGCGAAUUUCUCCGAGAAGUUGAAUGUCUCAUGAAGGUGAAGCACAAAAAUGUCGUACGAUUCCUUGGAUAUUGUUCGGACACACAAGGGCACGUGGGGAGCUACGACGGAAAAUUUGUCAUGGUUGAUAUGCAAGAAAGAUUGCUCUGCUUUGAGUAUCUGCCUAAGGGAAGUCUUGAUAAUUUUAUCAAAGAUCCCUCUGGUGGGCUUGAUUGGAAAACCCGCUAUCAGAUAAUUAAGGGGAUAUGUGAGGGGCUACAUUAUCUCCACCGUAUAAAUAUUAUGCAUCUGGAUUUGAAACCUUCGAAUAUAUUGAUGGAUGAUGAUAUGAUUCCAAAAAUAACUGAUUUUGGUCUCUCGAGGAGCCUUGAGGAAAUGCAAACCCGAGUCCUUGCUACAAAAAUGUUCGGCACAAUGGGAUACUUGGCACCAGAAUUCACCAGCAAUGUAAUCACACACAAGUUUGACUUGUAUAGUCUUGGUAUUAUAAUCAUGGAGAUACUAACUGGAGCAAAGGAGCAUCCAGUUGUUGAGAAUGUGCUUAAAAGUUGGGACAAUUGGCCAGAGCUAUCACAAGGAAACCCACAUUAUGAACAAAUACGAGUAUGUGCUGAGAUUGGGAUCGAGUGCAUAAACUUCGAUCCAACAAUGCGACCAGAUUGUAUGUCACAUAUAAUGGACAGGCUUGCUGAAACAGAAAGGACAAAGUUGAAAGAAAUUUAG